GAAGACACUUCCGGAUGUUUUCAGAUGAGUCUUGUCUCAGCUGAAGCUACAAACGUCCCACGUGUUUGAUGAAGUAUUUGUAUGUUUACAUUUGUAACACAUCACACUCACUCCAGGUCCUUCAGGUCCUUCAGAUCCCUCAGGUCCUUCACCUGGACAAAGACGCGUCACCUGUGAUUGGCCACACCUGUGUGAGCGGAAGCACGUGCUGAUGUGUUGAGUGUGACUCUUGAGGAUGGAAAAGGCCCUCUGCACGCCCCGUGUGUUUGUCGUGCUUCUCUUUGUGCUGCUCAUCACCUGGACGAGCCCCGCGGCCGUGGGACCCCCCCGAGCUGCUGCUAAUGCGGUGCUCUACAACCUGAGCCACUUCACUGAGCACUCGUACGCAAACAUCUUCUCUCCUCUGAUCAAAGCUCUGUCUCAGCACGGAGGCUCGAGGUGGAGCCCAGAUCUGAGGAAGAGGAACAAGCCCGAGCACAAAUACAUCAAAUAUCUGACAGAGGUUUACAAAAGGUCCUCCAGGGAGCAGAGUGCGCAGAGAGAUGGCGCAUACAACACUGUGCGCCUGAUCAAGCCCCAGGACGAGUGUCCUGCUCAGACACAUGAAGGUUUUCUGCAGGAUCUCUCUUAUCGUCUUGAUCAAGUGAGAGAAAAGGAACAGCUCCUAAAAUCCACCCUGUUGUACAGUUUUGACCCUGGUCACGCGGCUCAUGGCUCUGUGUGCCAUGUUUAUAUCAAAGAGCUGAAGCCCUUCGCCCGCUGCCCACUGUGCCCCACACGCAGCGCCCUUCACUCUGUGAACGUCACUGGAGACAGCGGGGUGACCUGGGUGGAGAUCAGUGUUACUCCUUUUCUUCUGCCCUUCCUGAAGUUUCAGAAGAACAGUUUACACCUGCUCAUCAACGUGACCUGUGCAGAGGGGGCAGACGCUGACAGCCACACGCUGGAGUCGGCGCUCCGGUCUCCUCCUCUGCUGCUUUAUCUGAGUGACACCACUAAACUAGUUCACCAAAGGUUCAGCACAGAUAAAGCUGAACAAAAGACAUCUGCUGUGGAAAACAAACUUCAUAAAGAAAUCCUCAAAACCAAACACAGGCUGCUGCACAGACGGAGGUGGAAGAGGAGCUCUUCCAAAAACAAACGAGACAAGAGUCUAAAGUCUCAGUUACCAGAGCUGCUGCCGAGCUCUGAAUUUCCGACCAGUGACUGUGCGCUGUAUGAUUUCAGGGUGCGAUUCAGCCAACUCAAACUGGACCACUGGAUAGUUUUUCCACCUAAGUAUAACCCCAGGUACUGCAGGGGCAUCUGCCCGAGGACUGUUGGGUUUUUCUAUGGGUCACCUGUUCACACCAUGGUACAAAACAUCAUCUACGAGAGGCUGGACUCCUCUGUGCCCCGCCCCUCCUGUGUGCCGUCGCACUACAGCCCUCUCAGUGUGAUGAUCUUUGAGGAGGACGGCUCUUAUGUCUACAAAGAGUUUGAGGACAUGGUGGCGACCCGCUGCACAUGUCGAUGACUGACCUACAAUAAUGAGCCUAUGUUUUGACACAUAAACCGUCUCAAACCAGCACACAUCUUCACUUCUUCUGACGAGGUUCAGUAUUUCAUGAUCAUGACAAAUCAUUUAGCAUAAAGAGCUGCAUCUGGAACAGUUGUGCUAACUUAUACAAAAGUAUUUUAUCCGACUGAAAAACAUGUAGGACUUAUUUCUUUAGUUUGAAUUAUGAGAGUGCAGAUUGCAAAUGCAUCUGUCUGUGCAGGAAAGUCUGCAACAUUUGAAAGAUAUGUGAGGUAUAAUUUGAUUAUUUUAAGUUAUUUUUUGUUAACUUAUUUUGUGGGGUGGUCAUUAUCUUCUAAUUUAAUACAGAAUUCUAUUUUUAAGUUGCCCUGUUCUGGAAACAUGAAAAAGUCACAAACUUGUCUUAAAUCUUUUACACACCAUUUUGUUCCUGGAGGUGACACAGCUGCAGAAUGUCUGCCUGUUUUCAUAAUGUCCUGGAUGAAAGUUGUCAAGGUUUUGUGUGUAUUUAUUCUGGUCACUACGUGACUGUGUACAUAUGUAUCGACUAAAACCCAUUUUGUAAUCUUUGAAUGUGACUAAAUGCUGCCUUAUCUGUUUAUGCAAAAUUAAGGAAUUCACUGUGUCAGUGCUCAGGAACUGUGUAAAGUCCAAUGUAGACAUAUCUACAAGCUGUAAAAUAAAAAGUAGCAUGCAAAUG
Messenger RNA from Periophthalmus magnuspinnatus, 2219 nucleotides. It is a transcript of the gene gdf9, whose product is annotated as growth differentiation factor 9. Gene Ontology annotation, biological process: BMP signaling pathway; SMAD protein signal transduction. The transcript has 2 exons. The record is from RefSeq and is a predicted model, not a curated record. The coding region runs from base 236 to 1516 and encodes 426 amino acids. Gene Ontology annotation, cellular component: extracellular region. Gene Ontology annotation, molecular function: growth factor activity; cytokine activity. NCBI's taxonomy places the organism in Eukaryota, Metazoa, Chordata, Actinopteri, Gobiiformes, Gobiidae.